Messenger RNA from Penicillium coprophilum, 864 nucleotides. Its product is annotated as SET domain-containing protein. The record is from RefSeq and is a predicted model, not a curated record. The coding region runs from base 1 to 864 and encodes 287 amino acids. Gene Ontology annotation, molecular function: protein binding. The transcript has a single exon. Lineage: Eukaryota; Fungi; Ascomycota; Eurotiomycetes; Eurotiales; Aspergillaceae.
AUGAGCGAAAAGCCAAUCUUCGUGAUCCGGAUGCCACAUACAGAAAUCACAGAUGAUCAUGUUGCUAUGGCCUUUCAACGAAUUCCACCAAGCCAAAAAGCACAGUUCCUACUACUUCGCGACAAUGGGUCAACUCGGUUUACAAGUAUGAAUGACGUUCUUGCGGAAAACUCGUUCAACAUCGCAAAUUCAGACCACGGCGAGCCUGAAGCUCACGGUCUUUUCCUCCUUCACUCGCGCUUCAACCAUUCUUGUGUACCCAACUCAAAUAUUCCAAACAUCAGCGGAGAAAUCAUGUCAAGCUUUGCAACCAAGGACAUAGAGGUUGGCGAGGAGAUCAAUCUCUGUUACAAUCCAGAUUUCAACUGCAAGACUAGAUAUGAGCGUCAUCAGGCUCUAGGAUUUGCAUGCGAAUGCGUGGCGUGUCUUCCGGGCACGCCUUUCCAACAAGUUAGCGAUAUUCGUCGGCGAUUGAUUCGAGGGCUUCAAUAUCUCACGCAUGGCGCGGACUUGGAUGGGCAGAGACAGAUGUCGCGUUCGAUUAUUGUCGACCCUAAGCUAAAAAUGAUGGCAGAAACCUUCAGCAUACCUCUGUCAUCGAGAUUGGUUUAUUUACUCCUGUCCUUUUUUUUCCUUGAAGAGGAGGGAUUACUAAGUGAUUUCAGGGAAGCAAGGCUAAGACCGAGCCUAGUCAAGACGGUGCGCUUGUUUAAGUCAGAAACCAAUCGACGAAUUGCAUUACAAGCGAUGGAACAAAAGACCUGGCUACAGAGAUUGCAAGUGGGGUUCGGGCUAUAUGGCCGAGAAGAUGCUGCCGAUUAUGAAGUUACUCUAGCGCUACGACGAUUGCGCCAAUUUUUGUAA